UAUGCAGCAAAUGUUAUUUAUUAAAUAAUAUACCCUGCAUAAUUCAUAUCCAGUUGAUGCAUUCACAAUAUUAAGAAAUUAGGUUCCAUAAUCCAAUUGCAAAGUUUCAUAUUUCUACCUCUCCCUACAUGCAGGAAAGAUUUAAUAUGAGCUCAGCAACAGAGGACAAGAUGAAGGAAGUGAAGAAGCUUCAGGAGUUUCUCGGAGAUUUGGUGGCACUGGGGUCACUGCAGGGUUUCCGAUACUUCCAGCCCUGGCUAAGGGGCCGUGAGGAGCUGCUGCUGACUGUGGUGAACGAGGAUGUUAGCUGGCGAUCGGCUAGUCUCCCCAAGAGCCUGGUUAAUUCUCCCGACGAGGAUGUUGGAGCUGCUGAGCUGCCCUACGCUGACCAAUCUCUGCUGACAUCGCUGCGAUCACAGAAGAGAAUGAGUGGUUGUGGUUACACUGACACGGGGCUGCCUCCAGCCUCCCCCUGUGACCGAGAAAUUGCGCUCCCAGAACUGAACUGCACCCUCUUCCUGUUGGCAUGCUACGCCAAGUACCAGUGCCCUUACGUGUGGAUCCGAUCAAACCACGAGCGCCUCAUUAAAGCGACCGGCGGGUCCUGGGCAGCCAAGGACAGCCCUCUGAAGCUGAACGCCACCCGGGAUUGGCACCGGAACGACGGACUGAUUUGGGAAAUUGUGGCGGAGCUCGUGGAACUCUGCACAUGGCCUCCACCAUCGAACCCGUUCACCCUGGACAUCAGGUACUUUGAGUCCCUCCCUCUGAUAGAGAGAUUCCUGGCAUCAGGGGCCAUGGCCAACUUCCUCCAGAGGAUUGUGAUCUACGGAAACCGGGAGAAGCUCUAUUACACCAAAGUUUUGGAGGAGCUCGAAACCCUGAACAGGUUUCACGUUAAAGCUCUCCACGAGAUGCAGAAACAGAAGCGGAGAGAGAUGGAGGAGGAGGCAGACGACGAAUACGGGUUUAACAGCAACUUAUCCAACGGCGAGUGACUGGGCCAUUACCUUUCAUCUAAAACUCUGGAACAAAUCCAGCCAAGCGUAGUGUAGGCAAGUAGACUAUAUGGAUAAAGGGAGGGACAAAGAGGCAUAAAAGUCGUGAAAUGGGGGUUGAUUCUGAACUUUUAAAGUGUCAAUUUUGUGUGCAGGGAGGUAGGUUCCCAGAACGAUUUUUUUUUUACUUAACUACCAUGAUGUUGGAAAUGCCGGGGGAUCAGAGUAGCAACACGGGUCAUUCAAUUUGGGUUAUUGUGUGAACAUUGAAAGAUCAGAGAUGGGAGAUGGCGAGACCGACUGAGGGAUGGAGCUGGAGAGAAGGACAGACUGAAGAAGGGCAGAUGGAGGGAGAGACACAGCGAGGGAUGGGAGAUGGAGGGAGAGACAAACUGAGGAACAGAAGGCGGAGCAUGAAAACCGACUGAGGGAUGGGGGCUGGAGGGAAGGACACACUGAGGAAGAGCAGAUGGAGGGAGAGACACAGUGAGGGAUGAGAGAUGGAAGGAGAGCCACCUUGUUAAAUUGUUAAAUUUGGCUUAUGAAUUAAGAGCGUAAUUUUUGAUCAGGAAUUAGCUCCUCCGAUGGCUUUGUGGUAUGGGCUGAGCUGAAGGUGCCACAAGAGCUGGUCUCAAGUCGAGUUCAGUACUGGGCUCCAGUGCUCCUCAUAGAAGGCAGGGAAAUAUCGGCCAAGUAAUACAAACUGGUGAUUCUCACUUGGAUAUGUGUGCACCAAAUGGGCUAUAAACCCCCGUGGGUGAAUAGCACUCACUUUUCAGGAAGAGAAGGCAAAUAGAUGAGGUAUCAAAGCCUGUGAAACUGGAGCAAGCAAGAAUCAGAGCCAUCAGGUGAGCAAGGGUGAAAAUCAGCACAUCUCACACACACUACUUCCCCUGUCCAAUGGUCCUCAGUUCUCCGCACCUGUGUGUGCACGUUCUCAGUAAUUGCCAUUGAUUCACACUUCAUGAACUUAUAAUAAAGAU
This is a messenger RNA of Carcharodon carcharias (great white shark), 1981 nucleotides long. RefSeq lists its product as uncharacterized. The transcript is spliced from 9 exons. The record is from RefSeq and is a predicted model, not a curated record. NCBI's taxonomy places the organism in Eukaryota, Metazoa, Chordata, Chondrichthyes, Lamniformes, Lamnidae. The coding region runs from base 129 to 998 and encodes 289 amino acids.